CAAAGAGCAACCACCAUGGAAAGAGUGUCAUCCCUAGUGGUCUUGAGUUCGGACGAGGAGUCUUCCUCGGAAAUGAGUUCGGAAAGCUAUCAUGAAAACCUCAAUACAGCCGCAAUUCUCAACCUGAAUACAAAAAGGCUCUCCCACGACGGGGACACCGCCUUAUCCAACGAAUCAGGCGAAGAUGAAAUUGAGCGGAUCCAGAAAAUCAUUAGAAAAUCCUCAGUCGUGUCCCCUUCACCUUCGCCUACGCGGAAGUUGAGCUGGAAGACAGAAGUCGAGGAAACGAGUAAUCAAAGAGGCUCUUCCCCGACCUCGAGGAAGCUCAGUUGGACUAGUACCAAUGGACCCAGCCAAAGGUUAAUCAAUCAAAACGUGGAUGAAGUGAUCAAUGUUCAACUCCCAAGAUCCAAACCAAGUUCGAAAUCGUCGCUGCAAAACUCGAGAAACUCAUCAAGGAUGGAAUAUCAAUCCACGCCGCGACCUGAAGAAGCGGUCCCAGUAACCCACGAGGCCUUUGGAAACCAGGACCACACCGAAAGUGCCUAUCAGGUUAAUUCUGAUUCCGCCACUUGUCACGAGGGUGAGAGUGACAGAAUUUCAAAUCGCCAUCGGUCCAGACGGGAUUGCGCCUUCAAUGUUCGAAAACGGGACAAGAGCUGGGACCAAAAGUGGAUGGAACACUUGCAAAAGUCCAACCAAGGGUCUUCACCAUCGUCGUGGAACAUCAACCGGGAACCGGUGAAGAUCAAUAGCGGUGUCAAAUGGGAUUCAGUACGGACCUCAGAGCCAUCUCGAAACCCUCGCUCCAAUGUGACGAAGGUCAAAUUCAAUCCGGAUGGAAGUUGUUCCAAAGUUAAUAACAACCCUCAAAAGCACCAUUCCGAUUCCUUUGAUGGUGAGGAGAAUAUGGAAAAGCAAGAUUUCCUCGAUUCCAACAAAGAUUCCAGUCCACCCGUCACACGACAAAGAGAAUAUGUCUCUCCAGGGAGACCUCCAAUGUCACCGAGGAGCUUGAAACGACGAAUGAUCAUCCGUGUGCGAAAAUCUCCCAGUCCAGCGGCUUUGGACGCGGAUUCUCGGGCUGUUCAACAACAGCAACAGGUCUUGAAUCCACAGAUUUACGAGAGAUACUGUGCCGCAUUAGAGGAAGAGAGAUUGAAGGAGGAGCAGUACCUUCAAGAGCUCCACGAAGUUACGUCCCAUUUUCACAACAACAUUGACCACAUUGAGAAGAGUUUUGAACAAUUGGUACAGGGAGUCAUUCACGAUUUCAACGAAAACAGCUAUGACGGAACCUUUAGAGCGGUGCCAGCCCAAGUGAGAGAACAUCAAGAUCACGUCCAAGGAUCUAGUGAAACCAAGCUUCAGGAAGAGUCUUCCAGUGAAUUGAGUGGACAGGAAUCGAAUCCAGUUGACGUUUUGAGCAAUAUUCAAAUUCCAGACGACGAUUCAUUGACUGAAGGGGACACGACAUCUGAUAGCUACCAGGUUUACGAGAUUGAGCACGAAAAGAGCGACAAGGCUCAAGAGAAGGAGUUCGUGAUCCAACAAAAAUUGGAGAGACUUGAGGAAGUCGCAAAAUAUGAACAAGAGCGCCUCGCUCAAAUUGAAAUUCAGGAAAGGAUUCACCAGGAGGAGCUCAGGAAGACUUUAAAAAGAGAGGAGGAGCUCAAGAGAAAAAUCAUGGAGGAGAAGAAGAUCCUGGAGGAAUACCAAAGAAAAGUAUUUGAGGAGCAACAGAGCAACAUUCAAGAGGAGCAAAGGCGAAUUCAGCAAGAACAGCGAAGAAAAUUCGAAGAGGAACAGAAAAUUCGACUCGAGGAACAACAAAGAGCAUUCGAGGAACAAAAGAGAUUUGAGGACCAACAGCGACAACACAUGGAAAUGGAAUUGAAACGGAGAGAAAUGGAGGCUCGACAACGGCUUCGAUGGGAAGAAGAACAAGCUCAGAUAAGAGCCCUAGUGGAGGAACAAAAGGAACGGGAAGAAAUGAAGGCGAGGCAAAAAGCUGACGAAAAAGAGCAAUUGGCCCUCAAGAAACAAAUGAGAACCAGCCACAGAGGUAGUCAAGGUGGAUUAAAAUCAAACGCAUACCAUCCCAAGAGGGCUUUUGAGACUUUUGAGACCAAUGUCAAAGAGAAAGCGUUCUCGGUGUCCGGAAUGUGGAACAAAGUCGACCUUGGCAUUGUCAAGCAAAAGAAGGAUUUCUGGCUGGAUCAAAGUGACGACGUAGACACCAUGAGUCAAACCGCACAACGAUCCAAAAAGACAAGAACCAUCAACCCAAACGCUUGGAUCGACCAUCCACCUGGCAAAUCGGAAGUGCGGAAGGACAAGGACAGUCCCAAAUCAGGUUUCAAGGUAAUUCACAAGGCACAGUCUAGUGGCGAUCUUGCUCAAGAAUUAGAGGAAGUGGAACACAAGACAUUGAGCAGUGGCGUGGGUGCUUGGGAACAAAGAGACACGGGGCGAAAGAGUGCAGACAUUUUUAUGCACAACGACAGCCUUGGCCCUAAACUCACGCCAUUCGAGUUUACAGAGGUACCGGCUGUGAUGGUGGAAACGGUGUCCACUCCCAACAAUGAAAGAAAAGCACCGUUCAAUCCCCUGAGUGAAAAGAAAGUUCGGGGGCCGGGGCUUGAAUUUGUUCCCGCAAGCCCUGGAACCUGGAACGACGAACCUCCAACCCACACUGCCUAUGAGGUGAAGAACGCACUGAUUCGUCCAAUCGGCACGCAAAAAUUGAACGAUGAAACCUGCGAACCGAAUCACACACUCACUCCGUGUCCUCCACAACACCACCAUGAUCCGUGGCUGUCGAGAUCCCAAGAAUAUCUUCCGCUACACGAUCCUAAUUCCUCAUUAGGUGGACCACAAUCGUUAAGUUUGCUGUCGGUGAACCUCUCUCCAUCGAGUAGUGUGGUAGAUUUAUCAUCGGGUAGAUCAUCGCCAACCGAUCGAAGUGGACACUCUUCCUACUUCAAGAAAGGUCGACGUCGGCGAAAGAGCACUAAGAUUGCUCAGGAUAUCGCUCGUCGUGCGGAGGAAUUCGCCCGAUUCGAAAAAGAGCGAAUCAAAAGGGACUUUGCAUCCAAGAUCAACCAUGAACAAUUCUUAAAGGAACGAGAGAACAACCAAGAAAAGAUUGUUGAAUCGAGUUUGAAGAAAAAGAUACUUCAUCCUAAGGACCAGGCCAAGGUACCAGAUCUGGGAGACAAAGAAAGAGUGCAGGAUUGCACAGAUCCCGCUUUGCCUAGCGAUGACCGCUUAAAUCAAGUCCAAGCAGACCUGGCACGUCAAAAGGCCGAGGAACAAGCCCGUCUCCAGCAAAUCGAACAGGAUCGUCUUCGUCAGAUCGAAGAAAACGAGCGAUUAAGCGCUAUACCCACCACGAAUCAGCUCAAUCUGGCCCAGGUGAUUGAGAAUAAGAAACACGACAUCGCCAAGUCUAUGCAAAGCCGAUCAGCCGACGACGAUUUCACUCCCGAUGAGGUCCGAGCUAGGAACAACGUAGGCAAGUCAGGCGUAGCGAUUGAUGCUUCAAGUGCUUCAAUCCCCAAAACAAGUUACGUAAUCGGGCAGAAAUCGAACGGCAGCACCUUUGGCAGCCGCCACAACAACAAAAAGAGUAUGUCUGGCCAUACGGAUGGCAAGGAAAACAUCCCAGUCGAUUCCAAGCCAGUUCCACCCAAAAGGGAUCUUCAUUGUGAGGCCAAGGCGAUCAGCCGCAUGGCCAAAACGAAAGGGUUCCCAACCCAACAAGAGAGGUGGAAGAUGAGGAAGGCCCAUGAAGAGAAGCAACGCCAGGAGUGGGAGGAACUUCAAAAGUUAGAGGAGGAACAACAAGAGAUGCUGUUUCGAGUGGAAGAAAAACAACUCCACCACGAGGAACUCUCACGUCAAGAGAGUGAUGUCAUGGAGAGGGGCAUCGAGGCACUCCGUAAUAAAGAGCCGAUUUCCCCUCCGCCCGUGACCAACCCACCCCCACUUCGAAGGAUGAGCUCUUUGAGUAUGGACGAGGAUAAGAAGCUGGCCGAAUGGCAAGAGCUCAAGCGGAGAGAGUCUGAAAAAGAAGAGUUGCAUCUCCGCGAGAUGGAACGACAGAUCCAACGAGACAAACGCGAUAAAAAGUCUCCGUCUUUUGACCCGGUGGAAGAGCUUCCUUUGCCACCCCCUCCUGCUCCCCCACCAUUGCCCAGAAACCCGCCCAGACCCCCUCCACCUAAACAAGCGAGUGCUGAGGAACAGAUCCAAGACUGGGAACUCAUGAAGAGACAAGAGGAGGAGGCCCAAGAAAUGAUGAUGCGAGAAAUGGAACGCCAAGCCAAUCCAAAAUGCGCAAAACCUAGUUUACCAUCCAAACAGAAGCCCGUGCCCAAACCACUAGUCAUUAAAGCUCACUCAACUUCUGAUGCCCGGGUAUCUCCAACCCCUGUAUCUCCUGUAAUUCGUCAAACCAGUGAUCCCGACCGAAGAAUCCCGGUGAUUGAGCCUCUUUGUGUUGAGAUGAAAACCUAUCAGACCACGGGUUCCAGCACUGGCACCUUGGGAUCUCCAUCCAUUUGUUCCAGUCAAGAGCAAAUGUUAAAACAACAAAAGGAAUGGGAGGAUAUCCAAAGACGCCAAGAAGAAGACGAGGAACGUAUGAGAUUGGAACUCGAGCGGGAACUUCUAAAGGAACGCGAGCAUGUCGAUGAAGAACGGAAGGCCAAGGUCAAAUUAGACGAUAUGAACAUCGAAAGGACCCGACUAAGCAUGAAAGAAAAUACGAUCGAGGAGGGUGAAGAGGAAGAAGAUGUUGAAAUGCCGUCGAAAAAGGAUGCCAUAUUGGACAUGAAAUUAAAGAAACAAGAAAUCGAAGACGAAUUAGCCCGGGAAAAGGCCCAUUUGGAGGAAUUGCAAAGGAUAGAACGCGAAGUUCAAAUCAGCCAAGUCAAACGGGCCAAGCCUAAAGCUGCGGAGCAAUACGAAAAAAUGGUGGCCACUGGUCAAAAAGGCCAUGAUGGGAUGCAAACCCUCCGGGCCACGAGUGUGUCACCUUCAUUUGAAGUCCACGAAACGCAAAGAAUCGAAGAACUCGAGAAAAUCAAGCAACUAAAACAAUUGGAAAAACAGAAACUAAAGGAAUUGGACGAAAUCCGACGUCAGAACUUGAUAUCCAACUCCCCGUCAAUUCCCAACAAUAGCCCCAAAACCUCGAGUGCCAAACCGGGUCAAUCCACUUCGUUGGAGGAUCAUCGAAUCUCAUCGUGUUCCGAGGACGAGUUGUAUCAAGGGAUGAGUGAGGCUUCUUUAGGGAUCGAGAACGAACAGAGUUCUGGAAAUGUCACGCCCAUACCCACCACCGGAGAGUUGGAGGAUAUCCACCAUCUCAAACAUGCCAACACCCCACAUUUGAAGUCCCUCUUAAAGAAGGCCAGUUUUGAUAAUGAUGAUGGAGAUGUGGAUACUCUUCUGGAUCCAGAGGCAUCUGCCAAAUCAAGGGGCGUGCAAUUUUCAGAGGUGAAUCAAUUCAAGAUCCUUACUCCUUGUCCCAGUGCAUCCAGCAUCGUUAAAGAACCACAAUGUUCAGAGUAGAGAAUCUUUCUUAGUACUAAUGCAAUCUAUAUUAAUCACUACUCACAAAUAACAAUAACCCCACAACAAAAGCCAUUAAUUCCAUGUCAAAGAUGUAAGAAUCAAUAUUUGCUUCAAAUACAUCCAAGAUCUAAGCUUCA
Messenger RNA from Tigriopus californicus, 5720 nucleotides. RefSeq names its product trichohyalin-like. NCBI's taxonomy places the organism in Eukaryota, Metazoa, Arthropoda, Copepoda, Harpacticoida, Harpacticidae. The record is from RefSeq and is a predicted model, not a curated record.